Molecule: messenger RNA, 2106 nt
Organism: Melopsittacus undulatus (budgerigar)
Lineage: Eukaryota; Metazoa; Chordata; Aves; Psittaciformes; Psittaculidae
Gene: RORC
Product: RAR related orphan receptor C
Exons: 11
Coding region: 1-2106 (701 amino acids)
Biological process (GO): regulation of transcription by RNA polymerase II
Cellular component (GO): nucleus
Molecular function (GO): oxysterol binding; RNA polymerase II cis-regulatory region sequence-specific DNA binding; zinc ion binding
Source: RefSeq, a predicted model, not a curated record
AUGCCCCUGGAGCUGGUGGAUUUUGGUGGUUAUGAUGGGUACUGUGGGUGCUGCCGGGUGCUGAUGGCACUGAUGGGUACUGGUGCUGAGGGGCACUGCUGGGUGCUGGUGGUUGCCGAGGGGCACCGUUGGGUGCCGGCGGUGCCGUGGGAGCCUCGGGCGCCGUCGGGCGAGACCUCGGCGACCUCUGUCCGCGGUUCCCGGCAGGAGCCGCACCGAGAGGGCCCUUCCCGGCAGCGGGUCGCGGGGCUGAGUCAACGCGGAGCAUCCCGGGCUCCCGGUACCGGAUGCGGCUCCGCUCUUCGGCCUCGGGGGGAAGAGGAGCGGGUGCGGGUGCGCGCACAGGGGCAGGAGGGGCUCGGGCAGGGGCUCCGGGUGUCGGUGCGUGCCCGGCUGUGUGCGGGGCUGAGCGCGGCGGCAGCGGGGAACGGGACCGGCAGCGUGUCCAGCACCGGGCUCCGCGGCUCCGCUGUCCCCGUCCCCGCUGCCCCCGUUCCCGGUCCCUCCGUCCCUGCGGCUCCCCCCCCCGGUCCCUGUCCCGGGGCCGCGCCGGGGCUGCGCCUUCCUGCCAGGUGGGGCCGUGCCCCAAUUGCGGCUUCCCCGGCGCUCGCUGCCGCUGUGGUUUGCAGCCCCCGGCGUCCGGUUCGGCCGAACCUGCGCAGGGCACCGGGGGGCACCGGGGGGUCCCGGGGGCACCGCAACCCCCAGGCCCCAGGGAUGAGCCCAUCGGUGACGAGCGGGGCCCCGGAUACCAACGGGGUCCUGGGGGGAACGUGGGAGGCAGAUGUGGCCCCACACAGGACACCCCACAUCGAGGUGAUUCCCUGCAAGAUCUGUGGGGACAAAUCCUCGGGGAUCCACUACGGCGUCAUCACCUGUGAGGGCUGCAAGGGCUUCUUCCGGCGCAGCCAGCAGAGCAGCCUGAGCUACGCCUGCAGCCGGCAGCAGAACUGCCCCAUUGACCGCACCAGCCGCAACCGGUGCCAGCACUGCCGCCUGCAGAAGUGCCUGCGCCUCGGCAUGUCCCGCGACGCCGUCAAGUUCGGCCGCAUGUCCAAGACGCAGCGGGACCGGCUGCAGGCCGAGGUGCAGCAGCAGCUCCAGCAGCGGCAGCGGGCGGCAGAGGGGGCACCGGGGGGGCUGCCGGGGCACCGGAGCCUCGCGCUCAGCCCCACCGGCCCCCGGCACGGUGGCACAGACGGCAGGGCUGGGACCACGGCACUGGUGGAGCCACGACAGAUGGAGGGGAGCAAAAGGAGCCUGGAUGGGGCUGGGGACAGACACGGGGAUGGGGACAGCUUCUACCCCCACCCCGAUGCUGGCACCGUCCUGGAAUCAUCGACAUCCUCCAGUGUGGAGAUCGAGCAGCUCACCCAGAACGUGCUCAAGUCCUACCAUGAGACGUGCCAGCUCCGUGCCGAGGACCUGCAGCGCCGGCGCUGGGACACCUUCUCCUCUGAGGAGAUCUGCGCCUACCAGAAGAAGCCAACGGAGGAGAUGUGGCAGCGCUGCGCCGGGCGCAUCACCGAAGCCAUCCAGCACGUGGUGGAGUUUGCCAAGCACCUGCGUGGCUUCAGGGAGCUCUGCCAGAAUGACCAGAUUGUCCUCCUCAAAACAGGCGCCAUGGAGGUGGUGCUGGUGCGCAUGUGCCGCGCCUUCAACGCCGACAACCGGACCGUGUUCUUUGAGGGCAAGUACGCCAGUGCCGAGCUCUUCCGAUCGCUGGGCUGCCACGAGCUCAUCGGCUCCAUCUUCGACUUCGCGCAGAGCCUCUGUGCUCUGCAGUGCUCGGAGCCCGAGGUUGCCUUCCUCAGCGCCCUCGUCCUCGUCAACGCCAGCCGCCCCUGCCUGCAGGAGCCGGUGCAGGUGUCGCGGCUGCGGCGCCGCCUGGAACUUGCCUUCCAGCUGCUGCUGCGGCGGACGCGGCGCGAGGGGCUCCUGGACAGGCUGCCGCCGCAGGGCCGCCUGAGGGCGCUGUGCUCGCAGCACGUGGAGCAGCUCCAGGCCCUGCGCCGCCGGCACCCCCCGGCGCUGCUCGACGCCUUCCCCCCCCUCUACCGGGAGCUCUUCGUCGGGGAGACCGAAGGCACCGGAGCCGCACGAUGA